AUGAGUGGAGAGGACAUGGUUCCAGGACCUCAGUUGGCUGAUAAGAGAGCCUUUACCUUUGCUAUCAUUUUAUUCCUUUUGUGCUUGGUGGCAGUGGUGGGUAAUGGCUUAAUCACCGUGGCACUGGGCAUGGAGUGGUUGCUGCAGAGAACUUUGUCACCUUGCAAUAAGUUAUUGGUCAGCCUGGGAGCCUCUAGCUUCUGUCUGUGAUGGGUGGUGAUGAGUAAGAACGUUUAUAUUUUCCUGAAUCCAAUAGCCUUCCCAUACAACCCUGUAUUCCAGUUCCUAGCCUUUCAGUGGGACUUCUUGAAUGCUGUCACGUUAUGGUUCUCCACCUGGCUCAGUGUCUUCUACUGUGUGAAAAUCGCAACCUUCACCCCCGUCUUCCUCUGGCUAAAGCAGAUGGUGUCUGCAUUGGUUCCAUGGAUGCUGCUCAGCUCUGUGGGGCUCUCCAGCUUCAGCGCCAUUCUGUUUUUCAUAGGCAACCAGAGAGUAUAGCAGAACUAUUUAAAGAGGGCUCUGCAAUCUUGGAAUGCCACUGGGAAUGCUAUGAGAACAUAUGAGAGACUCUACUUCUUCCCUUUGAAAAUUGUUACCUGGACAGUCCCUACUGUUGUCUUCAUCGCUGGCACGGCUUUGCUCAUUACAUCUCUGGGAAGACACACCAUGAAGGUCUCCCUGUCCAUCUCAGGCUCUCAUGAUCCCAGCACCCAGGCACACAUCAAGGCUCUCCUGGCUCUCAUCUCCUUUGCUGUCCUCUUCGUUUCCUGUUUUCUGUCACUGGUGCUCAGUGCCUCAGGUGUGUUUCCAUCCCUGGAAUUCAGGUACUGGGUGUGGCAGGCUGUGAUUUAUCUGUGCACAGUAGUCCGCCCCAUUGUUCUUUUCUUGAGUGACCGCAGGCUGAGAGCUGUGCUAGAGAGGGGCUGCUCCUCAGGGCUUGGGGCAUCUUGA
Molecule: messenger RNA, 951 nt
Organism: Balaenoptera ricei (Rice's whale)
Lineage: Eukaryota; Metazoa; Chordata; Mammalia; Artiodactyla; Balaenopteridae
Gene: TAS2R60
Product: taste 2 receptor member 60
Biological process (GO): detection of chemical stimulus involved in sensory perception of bitter taste; sensory perception of taste; G protein-coupled receptor signaling pathway
Cellular component (GO): membrane
Molecular function (GO): bitter taste receptor activity; G protein-coupled receptor activity
Source: RefSeq, a predicted model, not a curated record